Pipistrellus nathusii (Nathusius's pipistrelle) is the source of this 2091-nucleotide messenger RNA. The record is from the annotation of a GenBank genome assembly. NCBI's taxonomy places the organism in Eukaryota, Metazoa, Chordata, Mammalia, Chiroptera, Vespertilionidae.
AUGGCGGCCAUGGACUUUCACGGCUCCUACUCCGAGGCGCACCCGGCGGGAGAUUUUGGCGGAGACGUGCUGAGCCAGUUCGAGUUUAACUUCAACUACCUGGCGCGGCGCUGGUACGUGCCCGUGGAGGACCUGCUGGGCAUCUACAGGACGCUGUACGGCAGGGACGCCAUCCCCAAGCACGUCAUCGUCGAGUGCUCCUACCUCCAGUUCUUAGGGAUGUACGGCGAGGUGAUGGCCGUCUCCAAGCUCUACCCCACCUACGCCCGGAAGUCCCCGUUCCUGGUGGAACACUUCCAGGACUACUUCCUCGGCGGCCUGGACGACAUGGCCUUCUGGUCCACCCGCAUCUACCGCCUCACCAGCCACAUGCUGGCCCACGGGGCCCGGGACUGCAGCCUGCCCGAGAACCCGCUGUUCAUCUCGUGCGGCGGCCCGCGGCCCGGCCCCCGGGGCGGCUCCGUCGCGCAGAAAAGCCCCGUCCAGCGGAACCUGACCUCCCCGCUCAGCCUGCCCGCCGGCAGGCACAUCAACUACACCGCCAGGGGCGCCGUCUUCAGCGCGGACUCCUGGACCUCGGACUCGCUGACCUUCAUGUACCAGGCCCUGGAGAGGAACCUGCGGACGCUCCUCACGGGCAGCUCCCAGCGGCCGCGGAAGCAGAUGUCCAGGCCCUUGGCGUCCUACUUCGUGUCCUGCCCCUACGCCCGGCUGGGCUGGGCGAUGACCUCAGCUGACCUCAACCAGGACGGGCACGGCGACCUGGUGGUGGGCGCCCCGGGCUACAGCCGCCCUGGCCUCGUGCACGUGGGGCGCGUGUACCUCCUUUACGGCAACGACCUGGGCCUGCCCCCCAUCGACCUGGACCUGGACUCCGAGGCCCACGGGGUCCUGGAGGGCUCCCAGCCCGCAGGCCGCUUCGGCUCCGCCCUGGCCGUGCUGGACUUCAACAGGGACGGGCUGCCCGACCUGGCCGUGGGCGCCCCCUCCACCGGCUCGGAGCAGCUCACCUACAAGGGCGCCGUGUACGUGUACUUCGGCUCCAAGAGCGGAAAGCUGUCCCCAGGCCCCGCCGUCUCCGUCUCCUGCCAGGACACGUACUGCAACCUGGGCUGGCGGCUGCUGGCGGCCGACGUGGAUGGGGACGGCGCGCCCGACCUGGUGCUGGGCGCCCCCUUCGCGCCGGGCGGUGGGAAGCAGCGGGGCAUGGUGGCCGCCUUCCGCUCCGGCCCCCGCCGGCGCCACGGAGACAAGCUGACCGUGGAGGCGGCGGACUGGCGGGUGCAGGGCGAGGAGGACUUCGCCUGGCUGGGCUACUCGCUCCACGCCGUCCCCCUGGACAACAGGACGCUGCUGCUGGCUGGGAGCCCCACCUGGAAGAACAGCAGCAGCCUGGGCCGCCGGUUCCGCUCGCAGGACGAGAAGCAGAGCCUGGGCCGCGUGGACGGCUACUUCCCGCCCGGCCGCCAGAGCGCCUUCUCCAUCGCGGGCGACAAGGCGAUGGGGAAGCUGGGCACCUCCCUGUCCAGCGGGCACGUGCUGGUGAACGGGGCGCGGACGCCGGUGCUGCUGGUGGGCGCCCCCACGCACGACGACGUGUCGAAGAUGGCCUUCCUGACCAUGACCUUGCACCAGGGCGGGGCCACCCGCAUGUACCAGCUGGGCCCCGCCCGGCCCGCCCUGCUGGGCUCCUUCAGCGGGGACCGCCGCUUCUGCCGCUUCGGGGGCGCCCUGCACCUGAGCGACCUGGACGGGGACGGCUUAGACGAGGUCCUGGUGGCCGCCCCCCUGCGGAUCGCGGACGUGACCUCGGGGCUCAUCGGCGGCGAGGACGGCCGCGUCUACGUGUACAACGGCAACCGCAGCUUCUCCGGCGACGUGACGGGCAAGUGCAAGGCCUGGACGUCCCCGUGCCCGGAGGAGAAGGCCCAGCACGUCCUUGUGGCCCCGGAGGCGAGCUCGCGCUUCGGGAGCGGCCUGGUCACCGUGCAGUCCCAGGACAAGAACCAAGUGGUCGUGGCUGCGGGAAGGAGCUCUCUGGGAGCCCGACUGGCCGGGGCGCUUCACGUCUACAGCCUGGACGCGGACUAG